Messenger RNA from Drosophila yakuba, 4957 nucleotides. It is a transcript of the gene Samuel, whose product is annotated as pneumococcal serine-rich repeat protein. Gene Ontology annotation, cellular component: PRC1 complex. The transcript has 7 exons. NCBI's taxonomy places the organism in Eukaryota, Metazoa, Arthropoda, Insecta, Diptera, Drosophilidae. The record is from RefSeq and is a predicted model, not a curated record. The coding region runs from base 1081 to 3966 and encodes 961 amino acids. Gene Ontology annotation, molecular function: protein binding.
UGCGAAUGCGAAAAUAAAUAACAAGAGCCGCCGUAUUAUCAGUGAUCGAAAUUUCAGUGAUCGGCAAGAUCAACGAUCAGCGAUCGCGAGCGCAAAGCGCGCGUAAAUAGAGAAAAUAUAAAUCAAGAGGAUUGAUAAAAAAAUAAGCGUACAGAACGCGAGUAAGGUGAAAAGUGUGAGUGUGGGGGCGUUGUGUAAAUGAAAGAUUAAAAAAGUUCGGAAAAAGUGCUUACGGCGGAAGCACACCACACAACCGUAACGGUAACAGUUUUGACAGAAGAAAAAACGGGCCGGAAAAUGUCACAAAUACAGCGCAACUAAUCCCAGCUAAAAAUAGUCCGCGGAGAGAUAAAAAAUCACUGUGACAUUUGUUCGUCGCAUUUCGCUUCUUUACAACAAACUCACGUGUCUAACGACACUUUGACAACAGAGAUACAAAUCUGUUUUGGGAAGCUGGGCACGUGACCGCCAAUUAAUGAAUGAGACAGCACCUGAAACCAAGGAAAGAGAUGGGCGGAGAGUGCGAGCGAGAUAAGUGAUAACGCCGCGAAGAAAAAAAAUCCCAAAUCUUAUGCUAAUCGAGCGACAGAAAGUGAAACGCAAAAAAUCAAGUUUAAAAGUCAAAAGUCGCAAGAUAAAUUUAAUAAACAAUGCUUUAAAAGUUCAAAGCUACAAACCACAUAUUUUAAUUGUGGAGAAAAUUAAAAGCAAAGCUAUAAAGUUGAAAUUUAGUAAACGUCAAUAAUUUAUAAGCCAAAUAUAGGGUACACAAAUAUGAAAUAUUGAUUACGCCCCAUUACAAGUUUAUGAAUUUGAUGAUUCUUUUAGUACAUAACAAACUAUAAAAGUAAACACUAAACAAAUAAAUAAAAUAAAUCAAACAAUACAAUUGCAUCCAAGUUAACGUAAAAAAAAAAUUAAAAUUCAGCCUGUCACUUCAUUUAGUGGGCCAAAAUUAACGCCGAAACAAUCACAAAGCAGCCAGCAGAGCGAAAGAGACAGCCGCGGAUCGCCAGAAAGAGAGGGCAAAUCGAAUCGGUUGACGACGGCGGAGGUUUGACAAUAUGUUGAGCCCCCAUAAUGAAGGAAAUUGAUACGGAGACAACAGUAGUAUGGCCAGCCUGGUGUUAUUCCGGUAACGCACCCACAGACAUACUGCAGCAGAAGCCAGCCAAGGCCACCACCGCCAUUGUGGGCGGUCGCAGCGCAGCCCAACCGGCGACCCACGACGACCAGGAAGCGGCGACGACCGCUUCCACAGCCACCAAGCGGAAGCAUCUCGAGCGGUUGGCCAGCGAUCUGCGGCAGCUGGGCAAGAAGGGCAGGAGGAGGAGUCGCUCGGUUAGUCCCAGUAGUAGAUAUCCCACCGUUGCGGAAACGGCCAAAAUGCUUAGCGAACGAUCGCUGCUGCUCAGCGGAUAUGGAGCCAUCGAGAGCAGUGCCAAGAAGCUGAGCGAAGCGGCCACCGGUGGUGCCGUGGGUGGGAGUGGUGCUGUCGGUCAGGCUGCCACGCCCACCACCAGCCAACUAAGUGCACCCGCCUCCUCAGCAUCCUCCUCCUCCAUGUCGUCCUCCUCCGCUGGCAGCACUUGCAACACCAAUGCAAACACGGCAUCUGUGGCGGCUGCCUAUGCUGCUUUCUAUUUGGAGAAGGUCAAGCACGAGAAGUUGGACAAUCACAAGGAUGCGCCGAUGGUCACCAUACACAAUAACAACAACAACAACACCAUCAACAACAACAACAGCAGCAGCAGUAGCAGCAUCAACAACCAUCAAUCGAGUCAACCAAGUCUGGGCCACAGCGUCAAGAGGGAGCGGCUCAGUCCAGGGAGCAACAGCAGCAGCCACAACGGCGAACUCACCGUCAGCUCAUUUGCCAGAUCUCGCAGCGCCACGCCCUCGUCGUCAUCGUAUCGUGGUGGUGGUGGUGGUGGUACUGGUGGUGGUGUCUCGCCCAGCCACCAGCAGCAACAACAACAGUCCCAGCAACAGCAACAACGCCUUAGUCCGCCCAGUGGCCCAUCGAUGGCAACAGCAACCAGCACAUCAUCAUCAUCGGCAUCAUCAUCGGCAUCAGCCACUGCAGCCACACACAUGCCGCUGCACAAUUUGUCAACGAAUUUGCUAAAUAGCAUUCAGCAGGCUGCCAGUCAGCAGCAACUGCGCAGCAGCAACAGCAGCAGCAACAUCAGCAGCAACAUCAGCGGCAGCAGCAACACCGCCAAAUCGGAUGGUGGUGGUGCCGCCUCAAAUGCCGCGGAUUUUUCCACCCGCAACUAUUCGGACAUUAUGCGAUGCCUGGCGGCCAAGUACAACAAUGCCAAUCCCAAUGACAAUAAUGCAACGCGACGCAAUUCCUACUACGACGGCAGCACUUCUGCGGCAACAGCCACUGGCGGAGCAGGCGGUGUGGGCGGCGGAGGAGCAGGAGGCACAAACUCUGCCCCAAGCAGCGCCCUCAAGUCGGCCAGCAGCUCCGCCGGCAGCACAACGUCCACUGCCAAGAAGCUCUCCCCAUCGGCCGCAUCGGCGGCGAACAGUGCUGCCGUCAGUCUGCCCAAGGAGGCCAAAGUGAGUGUGGCCGGUGGUGCAGGUGUGGGUGGUGCGGCAGCCAGUGGUGGUGGCUCGUCGCUGUCGUCGCAACUAGCUCCACCACCCACCGCUCCAUCGCCCACGGAGCAGGCCAAGAGCCAAAUGGCCGCCGUGGUGGCAGCAGCGAGUGUUUCGCCGUUUAUGACCAACUUUCUGCCCUUCUCGUCCGGCAUUUUCCCGCCGCUGAUAGACAUGAGCAGCACCCAGGCACUGCUGACACUGGCGCGCGCUGUGAAAGAUGCCGAAAUCCAGGAGAUUCUGCGCAGCAAACAGCAGCGCUCCGGUUCGAAUGCCUCCUCGCCGAGUGCGAGUGCGGCGGGCACGCCACGUUCCAGUUCCACCCUGAAUGCGGCACUGCAUCAGGCAGCCCAAUUUGUUACACCCGCUCUGAUCUACUCGGCCCAGCUGCAACAGCAGCAGCAGCAACAACAGCAGCAGCAACAUCAACGGCAGCAACAGCAGCAGCAAUCGCAUCACGCUUCGCGGCAGUCUAGUCCACGUUCCACCAAUGAUUCCUCGACGGUGGCGCCCAUCGGUGACGGCGGCGGUGGCUCCUCGAUUGCGUCGGCGGCGCCAUUGGAUUUGAGCUCCCAGCCGCCGGCAGCCAAGCGCUUUAAGGCAGAGCGUCGUGCCAGCUCUACGGCCACCACGGCAACAACAGCCACCACAGGCUCAUCCACGUCCACACCAUCCCCGCCACCGUUGGAGCAGCACGACGAUAUCAAUUCUGGCAACGCCAACGCGGGCCUAGGUACAGGAGAGGGUUCUGCAGCGGGAUCAUCGGGAGCAGGAGCCGGAACAGGAGUUGGCAAGGCCCGAAGACGAUGUCAGGCGCAGAGCGAGGAGGUUAACUCCUGGUCCGUGGACGAUGUGUGCGGCUUUGUGGGCGGAAUUGAUAUAUGCGCCGAAUACGUUCAGUCGUUUCGUGAUCAGUCCAUCGAUGGCACUGGCCUGCCGCUCUUAACCGAGGAUCACCUGGUUAACUCGCUGGGCAUGAAGCUGGGGCCGGCUCUCAAGCUGCGCUCCAUAUUGGCGAAGAAAUUGGGCGGGCCGUGUCCGUGUGUUGCAUGCGUUGCGCAGGCGCAACAAAUGCUGGCACUGCAAACGGGUGGGGCAGCCGCAGUAGGAGCAGCAGUAGCAGGAGCAGCAGGAACGGGAGCGGGAACGGGAGCAACAUCGGCCACAACUAGUUGCAGCAUCAAGUCGGAGAUCUUCAAUGGCGGCAGCAACGGUAGCAGCAACAGCAACAGCAGCAGCAGCAGCAAUCAGGGCAGCGAUGUUGCAGCUCCGCCGGCGACAGCAGCCAGCUCACCCAGCAGCAGCAACAUGCUGCUGCCAGUGUUGCCGUGCAGCGGACUUCAGGACGCCAGCUAGUUAUCAGCGGUCCACAUACGUAUUUAUGCUAACUAAAUUGCAUUUCACCUGCUAAAAUGCUGUACCAAAUGAGCUUUCAACAGUUAAGAAGAGAAUAAGAAACAAAAAAAAAACAAACAGGCAGACAAGGCAGACAGAGAGAAUACCUUUUGUAUAAAAUUAAACGUUAAAUAUGUAAUUUAAUGGCUAGCUAAAGUUGUAAACUUUAAGUGAGAAACAACAAUAAUCGCAAAGUCUUCCAUUUGCACACAGACACACACACAAACAAAUCAUAUUUGUAUAACAUUAAUCAAUUUAUUAGUCAAUUUAAUGAGAGAGUUUUCGUUUACGUACUUAAGUGCAAAGCGCAAAUUUGCAUUGAUUUUAUUUAUUUCUAUGACUUUUUUCGUUUUUUAACUGCUAGUCAGUAAAUGUAUAUUUAAUAGAAUUCCGCAAAAUGUGAAGCAAACUUAAAAAUUCAAUUUUAUUGUUUUGCAAAUCGAAGUAAAAGGCUAUUUAUUUUAACAUUUUUAUCCUACGAUACGGCCGAAUUGUUGAGCCCCCCCAAUUGCUUUGUUCAAAUUUUAUUAAUUUAUGUAUGUUUACUUUUUCUGCGGCCAUGCACAGAGGAAUUCGAAAUUCAACUUUUAGAACUAUGCAUCCUUUUAAGAGCUCCAAGACUUGAAACACACACAAAACACACUAUACACAAGUGAAAAAAGAUAAAAAAAAAAAAAAAACAACACGAAACGUUAUAGAAAACGUAUUUUAUAGCUUCAUUGUAUAUAUUGUUUAUUUAAUUAGUUGUAAGUCAUUUAGAAACAGACACACAAAAACAUCUUCUAACACCUACAUAGGCCGUAUGCAAUGAUGAACUUAACGAAACAGAAGCAUAUUUCUACAAAAUAGGCAUGAGAAUGAACUUGAUUUACUUUAUACAUUUAAUGAGAACUAUAGCUAUUUUUCACAAGCUGAAGCAAAUAAAUUAUACCAGUUAUCAUACAAACACAAA